AUGUCCGCCACAUUCUCAAUACAACCGAUGGGUCGGUUCGCCGGGCAAAGCCAGCCCGUAAAGAGACCAAAGGAAAUCGCCUGCUUCUCAUACGAUGAAAACCAUGAGUUUCGCCUCGACGACUCAUCAAUGAAGUACUACUACACGCCGCAACUAGGCGUAGAUCUAUCCAAGGGCUUCAACACCUUCCAAAAACUAGAUGACUCAAAAGACGAGCAUCUAGACAGCUUGUUGAAGACCAUUAUGGCGCAUGAGAAGGAGGCGGGCAAGAAGAUUGAUGCCCAUGUAGUGACGUGGCGAGGCAUGAUGACCAAGAUUAUGGCAGCACUUUUCGAGCAGCAAGACGGCUUUGAGAUGAAUGCCACGCUAUACCAAGAUUGCAUAUUCAUCGAAGAAAACAACGAAUAUAAAGUCCAAUCUCGAGCUAGAGAGAACCACCGCGGCCCUCGGCGCGGUCCACCCUUAGACGUCAUGCAAUUCUGGGGCUACAAAUUCGAAACCCUCUCCACCCUUCCCAACCCAUGGGCCGAAACAUCAAGAGAAUACAUUGAGAACCGCGAAAACCAAAUCGUCAACAACAAAGAGCAAUACUGCUCCGUCGUGCGCACCGGCAUCGGCAAGUCCACCCUCUGCCUAGGCGGGGAAGUAGACGCAAUAUGGGAUUCAAAACCACACCCCGGCCAGCCUAUCAACUGGGUUGAGCUCAAGACUAGUGCGGAGAUCCGAUCUCCCGGGGACAUGGACAAUUUCCACCGCAAGCUCAUGAAGUACUGGAUUCAGUCGUUUCUGCUGGGCGUGCCCAAGAUUAUAGUUGGGUUCCGCACGAGGGAUGGCGUGCUGGUGGAAGUCAAGGAGAUUGAGACGCAUAAUAUUCCGCAGACGGUGAAUUCGAGGCAGGGAGCGAGGUGGAAUGCGGAUAUGUGUGUGAAUUUUGCGGCGGAGUUUCUUGAAUUCCUCCAAGCCACAAUCACCGAAGAAGGCAUCUUCCGCAUCCGUCGACACCCGUCAUCACCCACCAUCGAAGUAUUCAAAGUCGAAGAAACAGGCCACGGCAGCAUCAUAUCAGAGGAAUUCAAAAACUGGCGCAUCAAGUUAUCUCUAGGACCGAGUCCAGAGUCAUGA
Messenger RNA from Pochonia chlamydosporia 170, 1122 nucleotides. Its product is annotated as RAI1 protein. Lineage: Eukaryota; Fungi; Ascomycota; Sordariomycetes; Hypocreales; Clavicipitaceae. Gene Ontology annotation, cellular component: nucleus; cytosol. Gene Ontology annotation, molecular function: mRNA 5'-diphosphatase activity. The coding region runs from base 1 to 1122 and encodes 373 amino acids. The record is from RefSeq and is a predicted model, not a curated record. Gene Ontology annotation, biological process: nuclear-transcribed mRNA catabolic process; NAD-cap decapping. The transcript has 8 exons.